AUGUGCUCAAGCAACAUGGAAAGGCAUAAUCUCACACAUGUCUCAAAAUUCUACCUCAUGGGCUUCUCAGAGGAUCCAGACCUUCAGCCCAUUCUCUUUGGACUCUUCCUGUCCAUGUACCUGGUCACAGUGCUUGGAAACCUGCUCAUCAUCCUGGCUGUCAUUUCUGACUCCCACCUCCACAUGCCUAUGUACUUCUUCCUCUCCAACCUGUCCUUGGCUGACAUCUGUUUCACCUCCUCUACAGUCCCAAAGAUGAUUGUGGACAUCCUAACUCAUCAUAGAGUCAUCUCCUAUGCAAACUGCCUAACACAGAUGUCUCUUUUUAUCCUAUUUGGAUGUAUGGAUGACAUGCUUCUUACUGUGUUGGCCUAUGACCGCUUUGUAGCCAUCUGCUACCCCUUGCAUUAUGCAAUAAUCAUGAACCCUCAUCGCUGUGUCUUGUUACUUUUACUGUCAGUCUUUGCUAGCCUCUUGGAUUCCCAGGUGCACAAUUUAAUUGCCUUAAAAGUUACAUGUUUCAAAGAUGUGGAAAUUGCUACUUUCUUUUGUGACCCUUCUCAACUUCUUGACCUUUCAUGCUCUGAUAUUUUAAUCAAAAACAUAGUCGCAUAUAUGGUUGGCAUCCUAUUUGGUUUUUUUCCUAUGUCAGGGAUCAUUUUCUCCUAUUAUAAAAUUGUAUCUGUGAUUCUUAAAAUCCCCUCACCUCAGGGGAGUUACAAAGCCUUUUCUACCUGUGGUUCUCACCUGUCAGUUGUUUGCUUAUUUUAUGGAACAGUCCUUGGAACGUAUCUUAGUUCAAGUGCAUCAUAUUCUCCAAGCAAGGGCAUGGUGGCCUCACUGAUGUACACUGUGGUCACCCCUAUGCUGAAUCCCUUCAUCUACAGCCUGAGGAACAGGGAUAUCAGUAGCGCAAUGAAGAGGCUCCACCAUUGGAAAAUCUAA
Molecule: messenger RNA, 945 nt
Organism: Fukomys damarensis (Damara mole-rat)
Lineage: Eukaryota; Metazoa; Chordata; Mammalia; Rodentia; Bathyergidae
Product: olfactory receptor 7E24
Exons: 1
Coding region: 1-945 (314 amino acids)
Biological process (GO): G protein-coupled receptor signaling pathway
Cellular component (GO): membrane
Molecular function (GO): olfactory receptor activity; G protein-coupled receptor activity
Source: RefSeq, a predicted model, not a curated record